Messenger RNA from Rhodotorula graminis WP1, 756 nucleotides. RefSeq lists its product as uncharacterized. The annotation marks the transcript as partial. Lineage: Eukaryota; Fungi; Basidiomycota; Microbotryomycetes; Sporidiobolales; Sporidiobolaceae. The record is from RefSeq and is a predicted model, not a curated record. The transcript has a single exon.
AGCAGCAGCACCCGGGCUUUGCGCCGUCGCCGUUCUACGGUUCGGCGCCUCUCGUCCACCAGCACUUCCAGCAGCAGCACUUCUCCGCGCCAGGCCCCGGCCAGCUCCCUCCCUCGUCCGCCCCCAUGUACAACACCUUCACCCACUCGUCGCACGACUCGUUCGACGGCGCCAUGCCCGGCUCGGAGCACUUUGCCGCCGCCCAGUUCGCCUCGCCGCCACCGCCGACGUCGUCGCACGCUCAGCAGCCUCAGCAGUACCCGCUCGGCGUCCAGCACCAGCACCAGCACCAGCAGGAGCAGCCGUACUACUCGUCGCACCCGAUCUCGAGCCAAGUCCAGCACCCGCACCAGGUCCCGCACUUUGGACCCGGCGGCGGCCUCCCGCCGAUGCACGGCUUCCACGACCCGUAUGCGGCGGCCAUGGCGCAAGCUCAGGCGCAGGCGCAGUUCUACGCGGCACAGCAGCCGGGCGCCGAGCAGGGACGGUGGUACUAGGCUCGCGCGUGAGCCGAUCGGUCGUCGUCCAGCAGGUCGUCGGCGGCGGUCCCCCCGCUUCUCUAUCUCUCUUCCUCCCCUCUCUCCUCCCUGUCUGUCACCUCCUGGCCGAUCUAGGGCCUCUCCUCCUCGCGUGUUUACCCCCGUUCCUCCUUUCCUCUUCUCGUCGUUCCUCCUCUCCUUUCGUCGUUCUUUCCCUCCCCUCCCACCAGCCUCUCGUCGAUCGUCAAGAGAAUCGAAAUGCAGUUAGUCCUCUCUC